Mollisia scopiformis is the source of this 970-nucleotide messenger RNA. RefSeq lists its product as uncharacterized. The annotation marks the transcript as partial. The transcript has 2 exons. The record is from RefSeq and is a predicted model, not a curated record. Gene Ontology annotation, molecular function: oxidoreductase activity, acting on the CH-OH group of donors, NAD or NADP as acceptor. Lineage: Eukaryota; Fungi; Ascomycota; Leotiomycetes; Helotiales; Mollisiaceae. Gene Ontology annotation, cellular component: cytoplasm.
CAUCGAUUUCUUACCAGCACCAUCAGCAACGUCACGCUCGUCUCCUUGAUAUUCGAGAUAAUUAAAAAAAAAAUUGUGAUCCUCUAUGCGCCAAGUUUCAGCGCGUCCAACAUUCAGUACGAUGUCGAAACGGGUCGCGAUAGUUACAGGUGCAGCGUCAGGUAUUGGCCUCGCGUUCACAAAACACCUCCUGUCUCGCGGCCACCGUGUUGUUAUGGCUGACUUCAAUGCACUGGAGGGCGAAAAGCAGUCUGCCGAACUCGGUGAAGACACCCUAUUCAUACACACAGAUGUCGCAUCAUAUGCGGGUCAGGCCGCCCUGUUCAAGGCAGCUUUCGAAUGGGGAGGCCGGCGACUAGACGUCUUGUGCGCCAAUGCAGGCAUAGCUGACAGCCAGAACAUUUAUGAAGUUGGCAGCCCGGUGAAAGAGGACGGCACGGUAGAACCGUUGAGCCUCCAAACAAUCGAAGUAGACUUGAAUGCCCCGAUUCAAGGGGUGUGGCUAUUCAAGCACUAUGCGCGCCAGAACGCGGUACCAGGAGGAAAGGUGAUAAUCACGUCGUCUGCAGCUGGCUUCUAUCCCAUGAGCACAAAUCCACUAUACACCGCCGCAAAGCACGGAUUAGUCGGCUUCACCCGCUCCUGCGGUGAGGACAGCCCCUUCGCCAAGGAGAGCAUCACCGUCAACUGUAUCUGUCCGGCCUUCGUGCCCACGAACCUCUGCCCGCCACACAUGCUCGCGCUCUUCCCCAAGGAGCACAUCACGCCCAUGACCACCGUAACCAAGGCCCUGGACACCUUCCUGGACACGGCCUCUAUGACCGGGCAGUGCGUGGAGUUGAGCCUAGAUCAGUUGUACUUCAGGAAAAUGAUCGAUUACCCGAAUGCGAGUCAGAGAUGGCUGGGGCAGGAAUCGAAAAAGUUCUGGGAAGACGCAUAUAGUUAAAAUUCUAUGAAUUGACUUAUUAAC